Suillus subaureus is the source of this 639-nucleotide messenger RNA. RefSeq lists its product as uncharacterized. The annotation marks the transcript as partial. The record is from RefSeq and is a predicted model, not a curated record. Gene Ontology annotation, molecular function: zinc ion binding; DNA binding. Lineage: Eukaryota; Fungi; Basidiomycota; Agaricomycetes; Boletales; Suillaceae. The transcript has 3 exons. Gene Ontology annotation, biological process: DNA-templated transcription.
CUUGUCAACAUCGCACGUACGAUGGGGCUCGGCGUCGACCCUGAUCUUACGCCUGGCAGGUAUGGUCUAUAUGAGAGCGAGGCGCGCCGGCGGGCAUGGUGGGAUAUUUGGUGGUGGGAUGCAUAUACGUCCACUCUAUCUUCACGUGCUCCGCUCAUCCCCCUGCACGCGUUCAGUACCCGCCUACCGCUUGACGUUGACGAGGAAGUGUUCACGUCAGCGUGUACGUCUGCACCUCUCCUAAGCCCGACAGGCAAAGAGGGUGUGGGAAGGUGGUUUGGAAUGAGAGUAAGACUCGCACAGCUUGUAAAAGACAUCAACUUCCGUACUUCCCUACUAUCCUCCCUCGAACAUCCCUCAGUCCUAUUAUCCCUCGAGCAUGCAUCUCAAUGCGAAGCCGAGAUCAAGCAAUGGGUAUUAGACCUCCCACCCGCAUUUCGGAUAGGGAACGAGGGGAUGGGCGAGGAGUCUUGCAUGCCCCCUCACUCUUCCAUGGCGCUGUCAUCCAACGCAAGUCAUGGAGGCACACCACCGACACUCCUCGCUCAGCGUCUCGACAUAUUGAUGACGACUUAUAGACUGGCUAUGGGGUUGUACCUCCCGUGCUUACGUCCCCAUUCGUCCUCGUCAUCCCAAUCU